This is a messenger RNA of Heterobilharzia americana, 1466 nucleotides long. The record is from the annotation of a GenBank genome assembly. Lineage: Eukaryota; Metazoa; Platyhelminthes; Trematoda; Strigeidida; Schistosomatidae.
AAAUAAUAUGAUCAGUUAGGUGUCAUACAUGUGAAGUUUACAAAGCGGAAUAAAGGAGCAAUACUUUAAUUGUUGUUCAGCCUAAAAGUAAUUGAUUAUAGGGCGUAUGUAGGAUAAUUCUAAUUGUAUUGUAUGUAUUGUGUGUUUGUGUGUUCGUUUGUCAUGGGGUGUGAAUAAGAAAAAAGAAGAGUAGGUUGUAUUGACGUGUGUGUAUGUGUGCUAGCUAAUAAGCAUGUGCUGUCCUCUCUUCUGUCUACGUAUGGCUGUUUGAGGUACGUUUUAAUCAGUACUUCGUUUGAGUAUAACUCGACGCAUUCUUGUUUCGUUUUACAUAUAGUGGUAACGCGUUACAACAUAUAUAUGAGAGAAGAUUUAGAUAAACUGAAAAAUUAGUUAUUUCCAAGCUCUUUCUGGAUACAUAUAUACCCAACUUAUUCUUGAUAUAAAGUAUAUUUUCUGCUUGGAUUACCACCAAACUUGCUAAAAUGGAUAAUUCUGAAAUAAUGAGAACCAAUGAUGCAACAGUAAUCAAACGAAAGAAAACUGGGAAAUUUGGACGUUUUCUCUCACAUUUCAAACGUAAAUCACAUCAUACAACAGAUUCAAAGUCGAAAACAUCGAUGGCAUCGACACAACCAUCUACAGAAACCAUAUCUACAGCAAGUACUCAUGUGCGAGGUUGUUCAACAUUUUCCAACUGGUUUACUAGGGGUAGAGACAAUGUUCAUGAUAAACGGCCAACUGUUAAACAAAAGAAGUAUAAAGAAGUCCCAGGAACUGUGAUUUUUGAUCAAACAUCAUGUCCAGAUGUUUAUGAUCGAAUUUUAAAGAACAGUAUACUGGGUACUAAAUUAGCUAAGAAGGCUGUAAUAUGCAGUCGUAAUACUGGUGCUAUCAAUGCCUAUGGACCAGAGGAUUUUACACCAUCGGUAGAACAAAUCAAUAAGGUGUUAAUGUUAUCACAAGCUGAACGAGCAGAUCGUGUAAUACUGGACAAGCACUUCCAAGUAGGCAUGGAUACUUGUGUGUAUAAAGACAUAGAGGACGAUACUGGAGUGCUUAUAGCUGAUAUUAUCCAGUAUUACACAUUACCAGAUUCUGUAACAUGCAAUGUUGGAAAAUAUGAAUUGGCUGGAUUGUUGACGAAGAAUUCUUUGCUGAUCGCCAUCUACGAAGUGGGUCACCGAAUAAAUGAAUCAAAGAAGUUGUUAAUUGAAAUAAGAGAUUAUCUCGACAGCCAGGGAAUGUAACUAUUCUUUCGUUUUUAUGACAUUUCCUUCAACUGCUACCAUUUAUGGAAUUUCUGUCAUUUCAUUAUGAUGAUGAAAAACUCACUAUCCAGUGUUCUAUUUUGUGUGCAGUUAUUUAACAUUCAUACUGGUUUUUGUGCAUCUUAAUUAUGUGCUUGGAAUUAUAACAAUUUUUACGAUAUUCUACUAUUAUUUUGUCAAAGAUAUCUACUAUGC